Drosophila navojoa is the source of this 1437-nucleotide messenger RNA. RefSeq names its product carbohydrate sulfotransferase 13. Gene Ontology annotation, cellular component: membrane. Lineage: Eukaryota; Metazoa; Arthropoda; Insecta; Diptera; Drosophilidae. Gene Ontology annotation, biological process: carbohydrate biosynthetic process. Gene Ontology annotation, molecular function: sulfotransferase activity. The record is from RefSeq and is a predicted model, not a curated record.
CAUACAUACAUACAUAUAUAAAACAAAGAGUGCAAAUUUACAAAAUCCACCAAUGAAAAACAGCUUGAAUCUUGUUAAAAUCACAGCCAUUAGAGAUAAUGGAACAUAAUGCCGUACACCUAUUUGGCAUCUUGCUGAUCUACACAUUCGCGCAGCUCUGGGCAGCGCCUCCGUUCGGGGAUGGCAACAACAACAAUGUCAAGAUCACCAAACACAGUCUGGAGCUCACUCAGACGAUCAACAUACAGCGUCAGGAGUAUAUGCAGCGACAAUGUAAUCUCCUGCAUGCCGACAAUCAGACAGUGGACGAUCUUACAGACCAGCAAAUGGAUCACAUGAUUGUGGAUAAGGAGCACAAGCUGCUCUACUGCUACGUGCCAAAGGUGGCCUGCACGAAUUGGAAGCGGGUGCUGAUGCUCUUGACGGGCAAAUGGCAGAAUGGCACGGAUCCGUUGAUGAUACCUGGUGCGCUGGCCCAUUCGGUUGGCAUGUUUACCAAGUUCUCUGAGCUCAGUGAGGAGGAGCGCGCGCAGGUGUUCAGCGAGGAGUACACACGCUUUCUUCUGGUGCGACAUCCAUUCGAGCGGCUGCUCUCGGCAUAUCGCAAUAAGCUGGAAGGAGAUUCGCCCAGUGCCAAGUACUUUCAGUCGCGUGUGGGCCGACAGAUUGUGCAUGAGCUGCGACCGGGCGCUAGCAACGCGUCCCUGGAGCUGGGCAACGAUGUUCAGUUUGGCGAGUUUGUGCAGUAUCUGCUGACGCCGGAGCUGAGUCGUACCAAUCAGACGGAUUACAACGAGCACUGGGAGGUCAUUGCCAAGCUGUGUAAUCCCUGUGUCAUGAAGUACAAUGUUGUGGGCAAAUACGACACUUUGCUGGAUGACUCCGCUUUGGCGCUCUACCUGGCUGGUGCCAAGAACUUGACAUUCCCCACUGGCCACAAGCCGUCCACCACGCGUGCGAACCUUAGAAAGUACUUUGAUCCUCUGCCAAUUGGCGCCAUACGUCGUCUAUAUGAGAUCUAUGAGGACGACUUUCGUAUCUUCGACUAUGGCCUGGAUGACGUGUUGGGCUUUGAAUUCGGCUGAUAUCACUCUGAAUAUAUAUGCACAUAUAAGAAUUAUGUGAGAAUGCAUAUCAAUGUGAUUUGAAUUUCAAUAUCCAUGUCAUUUAUACCUGGCAUGCUUAUGAUGUCACUCACCAUUCAUGUCAUUAACCCUUGUGACCAUGACGCUUUCCAAUGGAAAACUUUGUGAUUUUAGCAUAGAAUUAGGGUAAACUCAACAAAUACUUAAUUCCAAUUGUUAUGUAAUUAGUUUGCAUUUAAUUCAGCGACAUGCGAAUAUUAACAUAGAAUAGUAAUAUUCUAAGGCGGUUUUAUGUUAGAAGUAACUAUAAAGAACUUUACAAAUACUUGUAUUACCAAUGCAUUACUUAAUU